GCAUUUUCACGCACCCACAAUCACCGAUCCGCAUCCGCCGCGCUGUGUUCGACGCUUUGCUUUAGUGCUUUAGCAGUAAUUUGUAAAAAAUAUUUGUAAAAGAGUUAGAAAAUUUAAAUUUAGCUAUGCAAAUCUAUAAAGUUUUAAUCGGACUUACUUCGCUGCUGGCUAUGGCACAGGCGCUCAGCUUUACAGUGACUUCCAAAAUGUACUUAGAUGUGACACAGCAAACGAAACCCUUGGGACGCAUAGUUCUAGGACUUUUUGGCAAAAUUGCACCGAAAACUGUCGUCAAUUUCCGACACAUUUGUUUACGCGGCAUCAAUGGCACCACCUACGUGGGUUCUAAAUUUCAUCGCGUGAUAAAUCGUUUUCUUAUACAAGGUGGCGAUAUUGUAAAUGGAGAUGGCACCGGUUCGACCAGCAUUUAUGGUGAUUAUUUUGAAGAUGAGGCGUUAAGUGUCGAACACAAUCGGCCGGGCUACUUGGGCAUGGCAAAUCGUGGUCCCGAUACGAAUGGUUGUCAAUUCUAUAUAACCACCAUAUCGGCCAAAUGGUUGGAUGGUAAGCACACCGUGUUUGGAAAAGUACUGGAUGGUAUGGAUACGGUGCAUGCAAUUGAAGAUGUUAAAACGGAUACUGAUGAUUACCCGAUGGAGCCGGUUAUCAUUUCGGACUGUGGGGAAUUACCUACGGAGCCAUACGAGUUCUAUCCUGAUGACUUUAACAUAAUGAGCUGGGUCAAGGCGGCCGGAUUCCCCGUAACGACCUCCUUCAUAGUGUUACUUAUUUUCCAUUACUUUUACAGGCAAUUAAAUAUGUACUGUUGACCGUUUCAAUAAUACAAAAACAAAAAAAAAAUUGUUAUUUGAAUUAUAAAUUAUAAGCAAUAUAUUUAAUAAGCAAUUUUACAUGUGAAAUAUAUACAAAUAAGAUCUCUCGA
Molecule: messenger RNA, 943 nt
Organism: Anastrepha obliqua
Lineage: Eukaryota; Metazoa; Arthropoda; Insecta; Diptera; Tephritidae
Gene: ninaA
Product: peptidyl-prolyl cis-trans isomerase, rhodopsin-specific isozyme
Exons: 4
Coding region: 126-830 (234 amino acids)
Biological process (GO): protein folding; protein peptidyl-prolyl isomerization
Cellular component (GO): intracellular membrane-bounded organelle
Molecular function (GO): peptidyl-prolyl cis-trans isomerase activity
Source: RefSeq, a predicted model, not a curated record